Messenger RNA from Phytophthora sojae, 1396 nucleotides. RefSeq lists its product as hypothetical. Lineage: Eukaryota; Oomycota; Peronosporomycetes; Peronosporales; Peronosporaceae. Bases 161 to 1396 code for a protein of 411 amino acids. Gene Ontology annotation, molecular function: sulfurtransferase activity. The record is from RefSeq and is a predicted model, not a curated record. The transcript has a single exon. Gene Ontology annotation, biological process: tRNA wobble position uridine thiolation.
AUGGUCGAGCGCCGCGGCCUCAGCGCUGCGACGACGGCCCCAGGCCCUUUCCACAGCCUCUAGAGGCUUCACUGCACUCUCAAGACCCAUAUCCUCCAUCGCUGGGGCUUCUUAUGCAGCUGCAAGCGCCGACAACAGCAAGAAGCACGUGGUCGUGGGGAUGUCCGGCGGCGUGGACUCGUCUGUGGCCGCGUUGCUGCUCAAGCGCCAAGGGUACCGAGUAACGGGCGUCUACAUGAAGAACUGGGACCCCAGCGACGAAGAAGGCGAGUCCGCGUGCCCCGUGGACGCAGAGUACCUGGACGUGCAGAAGGUCUGCGAGCAGCUCGGCAUCGAGGCGCAAAUGGUCAACUUGGUGCAGUCGUAUUGGAACCAGGUGUUCGCGCCCUGUCUGGAGGGGUACGAGGAAGGGCUGACGCCCAACCCAGACAUCCUCUGCAACCGCGAGAUCAAGUUCAAGGCGUUCACGGAAUACGCCAAGAAGAUCGGCGCGGACUACGUGGCGACCGGUCAUUAUGCUGCGUUGCGACCUGCUAAAGAAGGCGGACCUCCGAACCUCUGCGCGGCGAAGGAUGAGACGAAAGACCAGAGCUAUUUCCUGUCGAGCGUGGACGGACGAGCGUUCGUGAACGUGCUGUUCCCGCUGGGCGACAUGUGCAAGACGGAGGUGCGACGCAUUGCAGCGAGCGAGGGUCUGUGCACUGCGGCCAAGAAGGACUCGGUGGGCAUCUGCUUCAUUGGCAAGCGGAACUUCGCGGACUUCAUCCACCAGUACAUCCAGCGUCAGGACGGGUACUUUUACUCGGUGGAUGGUGAGAAGAUGCACAGGCACCACGGUUUCACUGCGUACACAGUGGGCCAAGGCGCUCGACUUCAAGGUAUGAGCGCCAAGUGGUUCGUUGUGGGCAAGCGCAAGCCCGACCACUCGGUGAUCGUGGCCGAGGGCACUCGAAGCCCAGCUCUGUUCUCAGACGCGCUCUACGCUUCUGCUGCGCAGUUCAACUGGAUGGCGGGCGAUCUGCCCCAAGAGCUCCGUGAGACCGGAAGGAUGCGCUGCUUCUACCGUGUACGCUACCGUCAAGAUUUGGACGAGUGCACACUUUCGCUCGUGUCAAACCGCGAGGCUCGAGCAGGUGCGAGCAAGCUCCACGACUGGCAGCCGGAGCCACUGGCCAGUGAUGAGGAUGUUGCAGGUAAAGAGCGCGAAGAGAGAAGCUACUUGCAGGUUGAGUUCGACCGUCCCCAGCGCGGUGUCACGCCUGAGCAGGCACUUGUGUUGUAUCGUGCUGAUGGGCUUUGCUACGGCGGUGGACCCAUCGCAGCGGCUGGCAAGACCUACUACGAGCAACAGAAGCCUUUGGCAGAUAGCGUGCAUGACUGGCAUCGACAAGGAUAG